AUGAGGUCUUUCCUCGGUCUUCUCUUCCUCCUGUUCGUCCAACUCACCUCCGCCCUGAAGUUCGACCUCUCUGCUGUGAGCGGGAAGAACGAGCGAUGUAUACGCAACUUCGUUUUCAAGGACCAGCUUGUGGUCGUCACCGCCAUUGUGAGCGGAAACAAGGGUGAUGGCCAGGUUGUUAACAUGCAUAUCAAGGAUGCGCUGGGCAAUGACCACGGUCGUCCUAAGGACAUUGCCGGAGAGACUCGUCAGGCCUUCACUUCUCCCGCCGAUACUGCUUUCGACGUUUGCUUUGACAACCAGCUCACCACUCGUCACGCCGUUGCCAACCCCUACAAGUCCAUCGAGCUCGAUGUCGACAUUGGUGCCGAUGCCCGUGACUGGUCUAGCAUUCAGGUUCAGGAGAAGCUCAAGCCUGUUGAGACCGACCUCCGCCGUAUCGAAGAGAUGGUGGCCGAGAUUGUCAGCGAGAUGGAGUACCUGCGCGCUCGUGAGCAGAAGCUGCGUGAUACCAACGAGAGCACGAACGAGCGUGUGAAGUGGUUCGCUUUCGGUACUAUGGGUAUGCUGGUUGGAUUGGGUGCUUGGCAGGUCGUGUAUCUGAGGGCUUACUUCAGAUCCAAGCAUCUUAUCUAG
Messenger RNA from Aspergillus niger, 636 nucleotides. RefSeq lists its product as uncharacterized. The transcript has 4 exons. The record is from RefSeq and is a predicted model, not a curated record. Lineage: Eukaryota; Fungi; Ascomycota; Eurotiomycetes; Eurotiales; Aspergillaceae. Gene Ontology annotation, biological process: Golgi organization; intracellular protein transport; endoplasmic reticulum to Golgi vesicle-mediated transport. Gene Ontology annotation, cellular component: endoplasmic reticulum-Golgi intermediate compartment; COPII-coated ER to Golgi transport vesicle; endoplasmic reticulum. The coding region runs from base 1 to 636 and encodes 211 amino acids.